UUGUUUUUGUCUUUUUUUCUGAGUUUUUUCUCUUUAUUCUUUCUGAAUGACGACGCACAAGUUCACGCGUCUGAAGGCGCUCACUGAGCUUGCAUUGACCAGCAUCGGAUCGUCGCCAGCAACCUCCAAGCUCGUCGGAGAGCACCUCGCGCUGGCCAACCUGAUGGGCCACGACAGCCACGGCAUUGGCAUGCUGCCUGCUUACAUCAAGCACGUCAAGGCUGGACUGGUGAACGUCAACUCGACCGCCAAGCUCAUGGCCGCACUGGGCCCGCUGCUCAUGUUUGACGCGCAGCGCUCAUUCGGAGUCGUCGCAGGCACCGACGCCAUCAACCAAGGCAUCGAUGUAUGCAAGAAACAAGGUGUUGCAGUCGUCACCUUGGCAAACGCCCACCACCUCGGGCGGAUUGGUCGCUAUGCGGAACUCGCCAUGGAGAAAAACGUGAUUAGCUUCCACUUUGUGAAUGUCGUGGAUCACCGACCGCUGGUGGCGCCUUGGGGUGGGAGCGACGCGCGCCUGGGCACCAAUCCCAUCUGCAUUGGCAUCCCUUCGCUCGGGCCCACGUCGCCGCCGUUGCUGUUGGACAUGGCGACCUCGCAAAUUGCGCUGGGCAAGGCGCGCGAGCUGAUGAACCGAGGAAUGCAGGCGCCCAAAGGCUUGCUCCUCGACUCGCAGGGCAAUCUCACGGAGGAUCCGAACGUCAUGUUUCCCAAGGACGGCGAGGAGCCCGGCGCGCUCGUGACGGCAGGUCUGCACAAGGGCUCGAGCUUGUCCAUUGUCGCGGAAACGCUGGCGGGUGUCUUUUCACGCGGCGGCACAAUCAACCCUGCGCACAAGCGUCACGGCAGCAUCAUCAACAGCAUGUUCAGUGUGCUUGUUGAUGCCGACAUGCUGAUCAACGCGACGGCGCAGGAGGGCGUGGCAGGCUCGCGCAAGAGCUCCUCGUCCUCGUUUGCUGCGUUGAACAAGGCGUCGCUGGUGGAUGUCACUGCUCGAUUGGCCUCCGCUCUGGGUGCACAGCCUGCCAACCCUUCGUCCUCCACCACCACAACCGCAACCAAGGAGGCCGCCAAGACUGAACCCGAAUCCUCGGACGCUGUCGAUGCGACCGCGGGAUUGGGUUGGAUGCAGGCAGAGAUGGAACAGCUCGUCGCGUACCUGAAAGCGUCGCCUCCACGAAAUGUGCUCAGCGCGCAUCCGGAAGCGACAAGCGGUGCGCGUCAUGCGCGAGAGACCAAGUUCAGUGCCCUGGGAUCGACUUCGGUGAUCUCUCUGCCCGGAGAAUACGAGCGCGGCCAGUUUGCCGUGCGCAUGCGCGAAGGUGUGUUUAUCAGCGAUGGCGCCUGGCUGGACAUUUUGAACGCUGUCAAGUCGGCGGGCGUGAGCCAGAAGCAACUGACCGAGGUCAUUACCAAGCUCAACACAUUCGAUCAAGAGUACGCCCAGGCCAUGGAAGCUUUUGCAUCUGCCACCGUCCGCGAAAAUUUGGCUGCCCUGCGUCGCGUCCUCAAGCGAUCUCAGCCCCAGAACCGCUCGCCCUUUUCCAAAAUGUUCAGUGGCCUGGAUGUUGUUCGUCUGCUGUCCGACUCGCAGAUUUCCUCGUACGAUGACGAGGCCCAUGCCCUUGUCCAAGAGGCUCGUCGUGACGCUGCCAAGCGAGUGGCCGCCAGCGCCGGCCGGCCGCUUGACGAAGCCGAAGAGCCCCUGUCUUCCAGUGCCGCCCAGCGCGUGUUGGCGCAAACCAAACGCACUGCCAGCAAGCGCGUUGCCCAGACCAAAGCAAGCAUCGAAACGGUCGAAGCGCUCAGGAAGCAGUUCAAAAAACGCGCCGCCGAGUCAGCAACCACCAAGCAGGCUCUGAAGGUUGCUGCUCGCGUUGCCGAGGAAUCCAGCCCCAAGGCAGCGAUCACCACCAAGAAGGCUGCUGCUCCAAAGGCCACGACCACGAAGAGUGCCACGGCCACGAAGAGUGCCACGACCACGAAGAGUGCCACGACCAAGAAGGCUGCCACGACCAAGAAGACCGCCACAACCAAGAAGGCUGCCACAACCAAUCCUGGUGUGUGCAUGCAUGCAUGUGUGUGUGUGUGGAGCUGAAUGUUCCAAGCUUUUGUUCAGUUGGAUGAAAUCGUGGUGACUGUUUGUUGUGUUGUCCAUCUUUUUUAUUUCAACCCAGUUCAAUGUAGUUCAAUUCAGCGCAAUUCAGCGCAAUUCAAU
This is a messenger RNA of Capsaspora owczarzaki ATCC 30864, 2218 nucleotides long. Its product is annotated as L-lactate dehydrogenase. The transcript has 3 exons. Gene Ontology annotation, molecular function: oxidoreductase activity. The coding region runs from base 47 to 2098 and encodes 683 amino acids. The record is from RefSeq and is a predicted model, not a curated record. Lineage: Eukaryota; Filasterea; Ministeriida; Capsasporidae.